Messenger RNA from Olea europaea var. sylvestris, 998 nucleotides. Its product is annotated as LOB domain-containing protein 1-like. The record is from RefSeq and is a predicted model, not a curated record. The coding region runs from base 263 to 808 and encodes 181 amino acids. Lineage: Eukaryota; Viridiplantae; Streptophyta; Magnoliopsida; Lamiales; Oleaceae. The transcript has 2 exons.
AACAUAUCUUCCUCGCUCAGUUAACACUUGUCUACAUUUUUCGUUUGUGUCGGUUACUCUUUCAUCCUUAUAUCUCUUUUGAUCCCCGCUAUUGUUGGAGUUAAACAGUAACAUGCAAGCCGAUGACUUCCAAACAUAAUGGCCCAUACCCAUCUCCUCUCCUUUGCCUAUAUAUAUCCUAAUCCUUGUGCAGACUGUCAGUAGGAAAAUCCUCUUUAUCUCCAUACAUAGUCUUUGUUCACAUAUUUUUCUACUCUUAACAAUGGAGUGCUGUGACACAAAAUUAAAAUCACAUUCUCUUUCGUCUUCGCCUUCUCCUUCUCGACAAUCUGUGGUGUUAAGCCCUUGUGCUGCUUGCAAGAUAUUACGUCGAAGAUGUGUUGAAAAAUGCAUUUUGGCGCCUUAUUUUCCUCCAAAUGAUCCACUGAAGUUCACUACUGCUCAUCGGGUGUUUGGCGCGAGCAAUAUAAUCAAGUUUUUGCAGGAAUUGCCCGAGUCUCAAAGAGCCGAUGCUGUGAGUAGCAUGGUUUAUGAAGCGAAUGCCAGGCUUAGGGAUCCCGUAUAUGGAUGUACGGGAACAAUUUGUCAACUCCAACACCAAGUCAACGAGCUCCAAGAACAAUUAGCCAAGACACAAGCAGAACUCGGGAACAUGCAUUGCCAACAAAAGAAUCUUAUGGCUCUCAUUUGGAUGGAAAUGGCACAGUCUUCACCAAUAUCUUCAUCACAACAAUCCUUGGAUACCAUCAUUAAUUUCCAAGAUGAAAGCAACUUAGGAUACUUAUGGGAACAACCCCUUUGGACAUGAUCAUAUUUAUUUCUAUAUUAUUACAAUAUCAAAGAUGGUCAGACCUAUAUUUAUAUAUAUAUAUAUUUUUAAUAUCGAAUUCAAAACUUAGAAUCCCAAGUUUGAAACUGUUGAAGUUUCUUGGCUAAUGAAAUUAUCACCGAGGAGAAAUUCAGAAAUAUAAAGAGCAAGUAUUCUAUAUGGAAGAAAC